Molecule: messenger RNA, 1660 nt
Organism: Pseudogymnoascus verrucosus
Lineage: Eukaryota; Fungi; Ascomycota; Leotiomycetes; Thelebolales; Thelebolaceae
Exons: 2
Coding region: 415-1614 (399 amino acids)
Cellular component (GO): cytoplasm
Molecular function (GO): electron-transferring-flavoprotein dehydrogenase activity; flavin adenine dinucleotide binding
Source: RefSeq, a predicted model, not a curated record
AAAGGAAAACGAGGUUUCUCAAGGUUAUAUCCAUUAUUUGUUGGUGCCGUGCUCGACCCUAAGUGGCUGUAUUGGCCCUGCCACAUCCCGCCAGGAUUUGUAUCCAGCGUGCCAGACCAUAGUCAAGUGUCAAGGGCUUGUUGAAACCCAUUUUUAUAUAGUUACCAAUUUUCAGAAAUGUCAGACAGUAUUUCUAAGCCUGAGUGAAGGGUCAGUAGUUGUAAAGAGCUGCUCUUGCGCGUCCACCAGAGUCUGCGUCCUCGCAAUAUAUAGUCGCUCCACCCUCCCUCCUCCGUUUUGGACAUUUGGCAGACUAAAAAUUUCAGAUACAUCCUCAAGAUACUUGUUUCCCUUCCUUUUUCCUACUACUUCAAUUUUCCGCGGGUAAACCUCCGACCGACACUACCGAUUAAUAUGCAUAACAUAGUGAUUCUCGGCGGAAACUGGGCUGGCGUUUCCACAGCACAUUACCUCCUUCGACACGUGUUGCCUCUGCUGAGGAAUGAGAAAUCGCAAUACAUGGUUACGCUCGUAUCCCCAUCUACUCAGACCUUCUUCAAUGUGGGAGCCCCGCGAGCUUUAGUAUCGGAGAAAGUCGCGAACGCCAAGCCGUUCGCCUCCAUCCUUGAUGCUUUCAGCGAAUACAAGUCUUCCGAGUUUACCUUUAUCCAAGGCGAGGCGGUGGGAGUAGAUGGGCCAGCCAAGACGGUGUCCCUCAAAAGCGUUGUGACGUCUGACAGGCAGUUGAUUCGAUACGACUCAUUGGUAAUUGCUACAGGGUCAACAAGUGCCAGUCCACUAUGGACAUUGCACGGUGACCACAAAGUCACCCUUGCUGCAUUUCAAGACAUCAAAACGAGCCUGCCCUCCGCAAAAACAAUCCUGAUCGCCGGAGGCGGUCCCUCGGGCGUUGAAACAGCAGGCGAGAUAGCCUAUCUAUACAGAAACAAAGAUAUCACACUUCUGUCUGGAGGUAUGCGUCUGCUACCAAGGUUUCAGAAUGACAAGCCGGGAAAGAAGGCAGAGCAACAGCUGGCAUCGCUGAACGUGCGAAUAUUGCAUAAUGUUCGCAUCACAUCGUCAAAUACGGCCCAUGGGGAUGAAGUGUCGGUAGUUUUAAGCGACGGCACUGCCAGAACUGUGGACAUGUUUAUCGACGCAACGGGCGGCGCGCCAAAUACCAGCUUCCUUCCAACAGCGUGGCUCGAUGGCAGCAAACGUGUCGCAACGGACAUGGGUACUCUUCGCAGCACCAAGGCUCCUGCUGGCGUUUACGCAAUCGGCGAUGCCGCAUCGUAUUCUAAAGGAACCGUCCCGGACGCCACUUGGGCAGUUCCCGCUUUAGGGUAUUCUAUCUGGUCAGAUUUACACAGGGCUGCAACGAAAGACGGAUCCCUAAAGGAAGAUACCGUAGGAAUGGCAACGUUGAAGGAGAAGAAAUACAAGCAGUUUGAGAAAGAUAUGGGGAUUGUUCCCGUGGGGCCGGAAGGUGGUGUUGGUGUACUCUUUGGGUGGAGUGUUCCGAGCUUUUUGGUUUGGCUGUUAAAGGCGAGGACUUUCACGUUAGACAAAGCAGCGGGAUUAGCUAAUGGGUCGGACUUUUUGAAGCCUUAAUAGAACUUAGAAGCUUAAAGAAUUGAUACGAAAUAAAGGUGACCAG